Messenger RNA from Aureobasidium namibiae CBS 147.97, 4404 nucleotides. Its product is annotated as WSC-domain-containing protein. The transcript is spliced from 5 exons. Gene Ontology annotation, cellular component: plasma membrane. Lineage: Eukaryota; Fungi; Ascomycota; Dothideomycetes; Dothideales; Saccotheciaceae. The record is from RefSeq and is a predicted model, not a curated record. The coding region runs from base 1 to 4404 and encodes 1467 amino acids.
AUGAAGCUUUCUUGGCCAAGCUCUGUCCUCUGGACCAUAACGUGCUAUAUCGGACAUGCCGCAGCGGUCGCCUCAACUGACAGCUACCGAGAUGCGGACGUUGCACAAACGGGCUAUUUGCCGAACCACAACAUGGACCCGGCCGUUGUUGAUAGCGCACAAUUCGGACAGCUCUGGAAGGUAUCUUUCAAUGCCAAAGAACAGUUCUAUGCCAAACCCUUGGUUUUUACACCAGCAGCCACCGGCGUCCAAAUCUUGUUCCUUGCCUCGUCUCAAAACUACAUCCGUACCCUCAACGCCAAGACUGGUGCCAUCAUCAACACACGUCAAGUACAUACUCCUUUCCUGCAGUCUGACAUUGGAUGCACCGACAUCCCUAACACCAUUGGUAUCAUUGGCACACCGAUUAUCGAUCCGGCCACAGAGAUUGCAUACUUCUUCUCAAAGACAUACAUUCCCAACUAUCGCGUCGCAGGCAAUACUGGCGUUCCGAAUGGUGUCUACUACUUUCACGGCGUCUCUCUUGCUACGUUGCAAGAUGUCCCAGGCUAUCCUAUCCUGAUCGAUGGUAGUGUUGCAGACAACGAUGCCCAAGAUUACUUUGUCGGUGGAGUCAUCUUGCAACGUCCAUCGCUUGUGCAGGUCGGCAACUAUGUUUAUGGAGGGUUUGGCGGGCACUGCGACCUGUUCAACUACACUGGACUGGUAGUUGGCAUCGACAUCGUGAACAAGAACAUCGCCUCACAAUGGGCUGUGAGUGUCGGCCCUCUGACACCCCACAGCGACAGUCUGUUGCAGAAUGGAGCUGGUGGUCAAGGUGGUAUCUGGCAAUCUGGCGUUGGUCUCUCUACUGAUGGCAGUCGGCUUUUCUUCGCGACAGGAAAUGGCAAUGCGGAUCAGAACAACGGCAAGCUUGGCGUUCCCGCUUCUGGACGCAGUGGCUGCCAAACCCUGGGUGAAUCAGUGGUCAACCUCGCAAUCGACACAUCGACAGGGAAGCUUAGCACUCAAGAUUACUUCCAGCCUUAUGACUACGAGAAUAUGGAUGGCGGUGACCAAGAUUUUGGAUCCGGUGGCGUGACAUUGCUGGAUCCCACUGUCUUCAAGGGCACAGGAGUCAGUCGUAUGGCUGUCGGUGCGGGCAAGAAUGGAAAGAUCUACGUUCUAAACGCGGACAACUUGGGCGGCUACAAACAAGGCUCAGGCGGCAGUGAUGGCAUCCUCCAGACCAUCAACACUCAGAAGGCAGUUUUUGGUGGCUCCGGCUCAUAUCCCCUCGAAGGUGGAUUUCUCUACUCGACACCAGUGGGCUACCCUACCUACGUAUAUCAGCUGGGCUUCGACGGAUCCGGCGUACCUCAAUUUGCGCAAGUCGCCACCACCAAAGAGGUUUCGGCCGGUCGUGUCGGAGUUGGUGUACCUACAGUCACUAGCUUAGAUGGGCAGCCUGGUACUGCUAUCCUCUGGAUGACAGAUCCGGACGCUGGAAUCCGUGCUUGGUAUGCCGUACCCAAGUCCGACGGUACCAUGAAGUCCAUCGCUAUGCCUCAAAUCCAGGGCGUGAACAAGUUCCAGCGACCCAGCUUUGGUGACACUCGACUGUACACGACAGACGCGACAGGCAAUCUCUAUUGUCUUGGUUCCCCAGUGAAUCUGCCACUGAACUGUAGUUCUCCUGUCGACUUUGGCAGUGUGUCCCUCGGAUCAUUCUCGAAACAGACCGUCACUUGCACUGCCUUGAUCAACAUCAACCAGAUCGUCAACAUUCAGACUGCCGACGCCAACUUCGUUGUUCAUCUGGCCGAUCUGCCCAGGGGUGCCAUUGCCGCAGGACAGCAGUUCAGCUUUCCAGUUAGUUGGAAUCUGACUCAAGCUGUUGUCACCAACGCUGUCAAUGCGUCCUUUGGAAACACUAGCCCGGGUUUCAAGUCUACACCUUUGACGAUCACGACGAACAAUGCUGUAACAGGCUUCGCAACCGUCUUCCCGAUCUCCCUGACCGGUAAAGAAGUGAGCCAAGCUCCGUUCCUAGAUACGACACCAUCGACAGUCGAUUUUGGCGGAGUCAUCCUGGUUGGCUCGUCCGGGGAUUCUGAUGGCAAGACUAUCGGCUCCACCAUGACCAUUCGCAAUGAUGGUAUUGCUCCUCUUCUGAUCACUGGUUACGCCUGGACGCAAAAUGAGAUCGACGACGAUGAUGUUGAAUGGACCAAUGUCACUCAAUCAGACAACGGAACGUCUAUCCUGGGCCCAGGAUUCUAUGCGACCAAUCUUCCCGCCGUGAACUCCACUGUUCAACCAUCGCAGUCGAUCAUCGUGAAUCUAGUCUUUGCGCCUGAUGAUGGCAUCGGAAACUACUUCUCGUUCUUCAACAUCUGGACAAAUGGUGGUGCAACCGAUACGAUCUUGGAAGGGUCAGCAUCGACGGCACCAAUAGCCAACAUGUCUAUCUCAACAAGUGAACAUGGCUGGGCUGACGUGACAACGCAAAGCGCCCCAGUCAUGGACUUUGGUUAUGUUCAAGCAGGCACGACUCAAUCAUUGCAGAUACAGAUCUGUAACGAGGGCGGCUCAGUGCUUGAUAUCUCGAAAAGCAAGCCACCAAACGGCAUCUUCUUCAUCAACGACCCAGCCGAGCUUCACGAAGAGCUUCAGAUUGCACCAAAUAGUUGUGUGUAUGGAACAGUGCUGAUGUCGCCGCCCACGGAGCAUUACAACCAGCCUGAUCAGCCUGUCAACAAUACUUGGACGCUCAACACCGACGAUCUAAACUUCGGUGUCCAUAUUGUUCAGAUUCAAGGCAUCAUUCAAAGUGUUCACGUUGGCCCACAGAACAGCACUGGCAACCCGGUCUACACCUAUCUAGGCUGCUUCCAAGACAAUACCAAUGGAAAGAUCCUGCCGAACCAAUUAUAUGCUGGUAACAAUAACACCAAUGGGUUAUGUCAGAAUCUAGCAACUCCGGGAGGUUACGUUUUCGCAGGUACAGAGUACCAGAUCGAGUGCUACGCUGGCAACACUCCGCCUCCGCUCAACUUACAAGUUCAAGACUCGCUCUGCAACUUUGCAUGCGCCGGCAAUCAAAAUGAUACUUGUGGAGGUAAUACCGGCGCAGGACUCAUCUCGGUGUUCUAUGACGCUACACGUUUCACACCGGGCAGUAAUGCAACAUCAGGACCUGGCGGUCUGCCCAUCCCGUCGAGCGUAGGUAACUUUACCUAUGCAGGCUGCUGGUCAGAUAAUGUCAAUGGUCGAGCACUGAGCGGCCUUGCUCCUAACCCUCCUGCUGCCGGCACUACGUAUGAGAGCUGCGCCGCCGCUUGCCUCGGUUGGGAAUUUUUUGGGUUGGAAUAUGCCAACCAGUGCUACUGUGGCAAUUCAAUGGCCAAUGGCGCCGUGCUUCAGGCGAGCACAAACCCGGACAUCAAUGGUUGCAGCAUGUUCUGCCAAGGUAACUCAUCGGAGUACUGUGGUGGACCAAACCGUCUGAAUGUGUUCCAAUACAAUGGCACAGUUGCGACAUCAUCCCCAUCGAGCUAUGUUUCGUCAACAAGUAUCAGCUCCACAUCCCCCUCCUUUUCGAGCACAACUAGCACCUCGAGUCCCUCAUUUUCAUUAUCCUCGGCCACGCCAACACCAUCAAUUUCCAUGACAUCGAGCAGUGCUUCGUCGCCUGCGGUGAGCACAACUUCUAGUUUAAUUAGCUCUUCGUCAGCGGCUGCGACAAUUGCUGGAGGAUGGACUGCCUAUGGAUGUUACACCGAAGCAACCAACAUGCGUGCGCUUUCUGACCUGCAGAACCCAAUCUCUGGAAACAAUAUCACCAACGAGAACUGCGCCAAAGCAUGCGCUGGCUACACAUUUUUUGGAACAGAGUACUCAUCAGAGUGCUAUUGCGGAUACCAACUGAACGCCGGCUCGGUACCUGCGUCCAGCGGCUGCAAUAUGCCAUGCUCAGGAAACAGCGCAGAAACCUGUGGUGGCGGCAACAGAUUGACAGUCUACAAGUCGCAAUCUUCUCCACCAGUACAGCCCGUGACUGUCGGUAAUUUGACUGGCGUGCAGUAUCUUGGUUGCUACUCUGAAGCUACCAACAGUAGAGCAUUGACCGACAAGCAGUAUGCAGUACCCGCUGCAAACGUCACAGUCGAAGCAUGCAUGAAGGCUUGCGUAGGCUAUCGAUAUUGGGGUCUGGAGUAUGCGUCCCAGUGCUUCUGUGGCAAUGUGAUCCACACCGGCUCUGCUCUGGUGCAAGGGUCUACGCCAUCGCAGACAGGUUGCAAUAUGGUGUGUCAAGGGAACAGCACUGAGUAUUGCGGAGGUCCGGACAGGCUGAACAUGUAUACCAAUCUCAACGUGACAGCGGCGGGUCAGCGAAGGUGGUUGUACUCAGGGUACCAUUAG